CUAUAAAUAAGGUUUUGUUACUCCAUACAGCCAGUGUCAUUGCAGUUUAACCAUGGCCAUGCAUCUCUUUACACUUCUUGGUGCCCUCUCAGCUCUCACAGCUACAGGUAUGUACAUUGUUUGUUUUGCAUUUGCUACUUUGCUGCUGUCUCUGUCUCUUUAAAAUAUGUUUUGUUGUUUUUUUGUACAGUUUUUGUAGUACUUAACUUACUACUACUAUUCUGCUCUAAUUUUUUAUUUAGUUAUUUUUUUUAUUAAAUAUGGUGGAAUUGGAUACCCUUUCAAUUCAGAUCUUUUUUUCAGCACUGUGCCGCACUGACCUUGAAUGCUCCUUACAGAGGUGCAUUGAUUAAUCUCUAUGAGGAGACACUGAUUGGCACAGUGUGGCUUUGCAGUGCAUACACUAUAACCUCCUAUGGGAAAACAUCGAACUGGCUGAGAUUGUUAAAUUUGAUCAUCUCAGCCAAGGAGAUGGGACUGUGCAACCCUAGGCGAUAUUGGUGUAUGGUGAAAAAAUUAAAUCACCUUGUUAAAUGCAGACAAUGUCAUUAUUUAACUGAUAAAAUAUUUACUUUAUUGCAAAAUGCACUAUAUGGUGCCUUAUUUUUGUUAGACUGAUAGCAUUUUGGAGGGGGACUCUCUGGAAUGAUAUCUGUAUAUUUUAUUUCCCAGAGUUACGUUACCUUCUCUACAUCAAACUUACAGGAUCAUUCACUAAAGUGAAAAUUGUCAGGAAUUCAAAGCAAAUUCAAAGAGAAUUUAACAAUUAAGGUAAAAAAAUAGCCAACCUACAAAGAAUUUUUCAGUUUACCUAUUUGGCCUUAAAUUUUAAAUUCACUUUGAAUUUCUAACAAAUCUCUUUUUUGUUAAUACGGUCUUUCCCCCAAAAAUAAGACCUUUUUUUUAUAUUAAAUCUUACCCCAAAAAACACACUUGGGCUUAUUUUCGGGGGAUGUUUUAUUUUGGGGGGAAAAUGGUAGCAAGCAUGUGCUAGAAAGCAGGUCUACGUUCAGGGGAAUUAACCCGAACAUAGACCAGGUCACUAGGGCAUGGAAUCCCAUGAAUCUAUGUUGGGGGGAAAUUCCUUGUACAGUAUAUAGAUUAGCGAACUAGAGACUAGGUCUUAUUUUUGGGGUAGGGAUUAUAUUAUGAGCAUCCCCUGAAAAUAAUCAAAGUCUUAUUUUCGGGGGAUGUCUUAUUUCCGGGAAACAGGGUACGGUAAUCCUGUUUGACAUUCCAAAAAGAGGAUAAACUGGUACUGGCAAAAUUUUAGUAUUACCUUGAUUUCUAAAUCUGUUUUAUUGGGGGAAAAAAAACUAUUUAAUUUCUUUUUAAACUUGCUUUUCCCAAGUACUCAAAGUCUUUAUGCUCCUAAGGCAUUUUAUGUAUUUUUAUAUAUUCUUUGGAUAAUUAUGUUUAUAGUUAAUCUUUCCCAAAAUGUUUUACCAAAUGAUAACAAAUAUAACUGUAAGGUUUGAAUACUUUAGUGUGUUUUCUCGUUUAUUUUUUCCUCUUUAGUCUUGCCUCUUUAUUAUAAACACUCUAAAUGGUAAACGUGUAAUAUUUAACAUAAAACUGAUUUUAUAAUCGAAAUGUCAAAACUUUGCCUACGGGGACUCAUUGUUUAAAACUGAAACCUUAUACCAGAGGGUUGAAAGUGAUUAAUAUAGUCCUGUCAGUGCCAAGCACAUAAUUAUUAGAGUGGCAGUUCAAAUAGCAAACAAAUCUAAAAUAAAGCAGAAUUAUAAAGUGUUCUCCUUAUUAGUGACAUUUCUUCUGCUUUCCCUAUUUUAGCAUCUCUCAACAUUUUGGUUACAAUCUGGCAUUCAGGUUACUUUGGAACUGAUAAAAGUAUAACAAUUCUUUUUCAUACCAGCAAACAAAUUAGGCAGAACAACAAAAUUGCAAAUGUAACAUAAUAGACACUUUGGUGACUCCACGCAUAUCAUGGCAUUAAAAGCUAAUGUAAAUGUUACUGAUUAGGUAUGCGUGCCCCAGGGGACAAUUAUCUACAGUUUUAUUACGCUUCAUGAUUUCACACUUGAAGAGCAUGUUGCAUUGUUUUAAAAAACAAACCUGAGUGUGAAAAGAACAGUCAGACAUUCCUAAACUUUCAAUGGAUAGUGAGACAUCCUGUGCACCAUUUAAGCUAGACUCAAUGGAUGGGACGUGGGUUUUUCCCUAAUGUUGUGAGUCAUCAAAGGCUCCAUAUGUUAUUAUGAUUAGCAUCAACAUAAUCUGCAGACUUUACAAUUAGAGAAAGGGAAUAUUUAGAGGUGAUGAAGGACCAGCCCAAUAAGCUGACACUCUAUGAUUUGAGAUAGGUAGAUGUAUAUUAUAGCUAGGUGUAUUGCCCAGUUGGAGUGAUCUAACCAGGAUUUGUUCCAAGGAAGCGGUCUUACUACUGCUCUAACCAGACAAUAUUUGUUGCUGUGCGUUGCAAUUAGAGUAGGUAGUGUGAGCUUCGUAUGUGUCAAUGCCAUGUAAUAAAGAGAGCAUUGGCCUGGUCAUAAUAAUAACAAUACAAGAAAUUAAACCUCAGCAAUUAAAGACGGAAAGAGUUUAUUUCUCCAGUGAGUGGACCCUAGUAAACAUUGCCUGCUACUAGUGUGCAGGUUGUCUAUGUUUGAUUUUAGGCCUGAAAUUGACUCAAAGACAGUUAUUGUAAGGAGCUGCAUGCUGUCCUUCAGUGUUGCACCAAUUAGCAUCUUCUCAUAGAGCGUUCAGCACUGCACUGACCCAGGAAGCACCUCUAGUGGCCAUCUGAGUGACUACCACUGGAGGUGUUACGAGGCAGUAAUGCAAACACUGCCUUUUCUCUAAAACAAAAAUACUGUCUUUACAUUAAAAAGCCUGAAUGCCGUAGACACCAGAAUAACUACAUUAAGCACUAGUUGUUCUGGUGACUAUAGUGUCCCUUUCAUUGAAAAGCUUUUGCAAGGUAGUUAUAGUUCCCUCUUGAGUUCAGCUCUGUUCAACUAAAGUGCCAGGAAAUUAUAGGACCAGUAGUCUGACUGACAGCUAGGGAGGUGUAAAAGAGGUUACUGUAUAAAAGUGCUGAUUCCUUCUUAAAUUGGCUCUUUUAUAAAAAAAAAAACAGGUUACUCUUCAUGCGUUUGGAGUGUUCCUUGAAAAGACUUUAUAGUCACCCAGACCACAAUUAAGUGAUAUUGGUGCAGUGAACCUAUUAUUUUAACCCAGCGAUAGAAAACAUUACAGUUUUCUUUAUAGAAACUGCAAUGCUUACAAUGCAGGUUAAAGGAGCACUAUAGGCACCCAGACCACUUCAGCUCAAUGAAGUGGUCUAGGUGCCAGGUCCCUCUAGUUUUAACCCUGCAGCUGAAAACAUAGCAGUUUCAAAGAAACUGCUAUGUUUACAUUAGGGUUAAUCCAGCCUCUAGUGGCUGUCUCACUGACAGCUGCUAGAGGCGCUUCCACAAUUCUCACUGUGAAAAUCACAGUGAGAAGACGCUGGACGUCCAUAGAAAAGCAUUGAGUAAUGCUUUCCUAUAGGCGGUUUGAAUGUGCGCGCACCUCUUGCCGCGCAUGCGCAUUCAGCGCUGAUGUCGGCAGGAAGAGGAGAGUUCCCCAGCACCGAGGGAGCCCGGUGCUGGAGAAAGGUAAGUGGCUGAAGGGGUUUUAACCCCUGCAGCCCAGUGGGAGAGGGACCCAGAGGGUGGGGGGAACCUUAUAACCCUAUAGUGCCAGGAAAACAAGUUUGUUUUCCUGGCACUAUAGUGGUCCUUUAACCCCUUAAUGCCGUUACGGCGUUCUAUGCUGUCCCACAUUAAAUGGGCUUUAAAGCCGUUGCGGCGGCAUAGAACGCUGUUACGGCUUGCAGCCCCAGGAGCUCUGUGGUACUUACCUUCACCGCGAUCCUCUUCAGGUGGACUGUCUGGCAGCACAGGCAGCCCUCCCACAGCAAAUCAGGCCCCCGGGGGCCAUGUGAUCGCUCUCAAAGAGCAAUCACAUGGCCCCCUAUAGCUGGCUGUGGCUCUGCCAGCAAGGGGACUGUCUGGGCUGUCAGACUGUCCCCCUGCUGGUGGGGGGUGUAAAAAAAAAUUAAACCUGUUUAAAAUAAAAGCGUGUAUAUAUAUAUGUAUAUAUAUAUAUAUAUAUGUAUCUAAAAUAUAUAUAUAUAUAUAUAUAUACUAUAUUUACAUUUUAUACAUAUGUACCGUCAUAUGUAGUGUAUUUUAAUGAUACUAUAAGUACAUAUAUUAGUAUUAAAAUACACUUAGUAUGAUGUUACAUAUAUAUAAGAUAUAUAUUAUAUUAUAUUUAUAUAUAUGUAUAAUUACAAUAAUAAAAAAAUAAAUAAAAUAAAAAAUAAUAAAAAAUCAAAAUAAAUUAUAUCUACAUAUGUAAUUUCAUUCUAACUGUAUUUUGUUGAUAUAUAGAUAUAUAAAUAUAUAUAUAUAUAUAUAUAUUGGUAACAAAAUACACUUAGAAUAACAUUCGAUAUAUAUCUAUCUAUAUAUAAAAUACAAAUAACCGCAAAAGAAAAAAAAUAUAUAUAAAUAUAUAUAAUUACAUAAAUAACUACACAAGUAUAUACGUAGAAUUUACAUUCAUAUGUAUGUAUACAUAUUAAAAUUCUACUUGUAUAUUUAAGUUAUCUUUUAACAUAAUUAUGUGAUGUAAUUAAUUAAAUUUUAUUGACAUGCCUGACACCCCAAGCAGAAAGUCCAGGGAAUUUAAUUUGCUAGCACUAUAUUUAACCCUGUAACUUUCCAAGACACCAUAAAACCUGUACAUGGAGGGUACUGUUUUACUCAGGAGACUUCACUGAACACAAAUAUUAGUGUUGCAAAAUGGUAACUUGUAUUACAACAAUUAUAUUUUUUGUAAAAGUAAUUUUUUUGCAUUUUUUACACAUGAAUGGCACUUUUACUGACAAUAUUAUUGUUGUAAUAUGUUUUACUGUUUUGAAACACUUAUGUUUGUGUUCAGUGAAGUCUCCCAAGUAUAACAGUAUCCCCCGUGUACAGUAUCCCCCGUGUAAAGUAUCCCCCGUGUAAAGUUUGAGAGUCAAAUAUAUGGCUUGCAUUUCAAUUUUUCACAUUGAAAUUUGCCAAAUUGGUUAUGUUGCCUUUGAGACCAUAUGGUAGCCCAGGAAUGAGAAUUACCCCCAUGAUUGCAUACCAUGUGUAAAAAUAGACAACCUAAGGUAUUGCAAAUUGGAUAUGUCCAGUCAUAUUUACUAGCCACUUAGUCACAAACACUGGCCAAACAUUAGUUUUUUGCUUUUUUCACACAAAAACAAUUAUGAAGGCUAACUUUGGCCAGUGUUAGUGGCUACUAAAAAAGACUGGACAUACCCUACUUGCAAUACUUUGGGUUGUCUACUAAUUCUCAUUCCUGGGCUACCACACUGUCUCAAAGGUAACAUAACCAAUUUGGCAAAUUUCAAUGUGAAAAAAACAGAAAAAUGGAAUGUGCUAUAUUUGACCCUGUAACUUUCCAAAACACCAUAAAACCUGUUAAUGGGGGAUACUGUUGUACCCGUGAGACUUUGCUGAAUCCAAAUAUGUGCUUUUUUGCAGUAAACGCUAACAGUAUUAUGACACUUACAGCUAAAAUGUCAGGCAGAACUAAAAUUUUUAUUAAAAUCUUAAUUUCUCACAGUUUUUUUAUUUUAUUCAUAAUAAAUUUAUAAUUCAUAUAUGAAUAGUUCAUGCGAAAUUAAAGCCGAGUUUCUCCUGAACAAAAUGAAAUAUAAUAAGUGUGUGUGCACUUAAUAUGAAAGAGGUGAAUUACGGUUGAACAGACAUAUAGUGCAAAUUUCAAAAGUCAAAAGUCCAGUUUUUGUUUACAUUUUGUUUUGAUCAGAACAUGUACUAUGGACUCAGUCCUGAAGGAGUUAAAUCCACCUCUAAUGUUGCUAUAAUGCUAACAGCCACUAGAGGGCCUAUUGCUGCACUAACUGAGUGAUGUGAUGCGGAAUCCCAGGGGAAUGUAUUAAAUACAAUGUUUUCCUAUUAGAAACCUUGUAAGCAUGCAUAGCAAUACACUCAAAAACAGGUUUAUAUUCCUGAUACUAUAAUGUUCCUUUAAUAUCAAGAUUUACAAAUAAUAGAUUUUAUUUAAAUAUAAAUAAUGUCGCUACUACACUAUAUUAUUAUUUAUAAAAACUCUUUAAAUUAUAACUAUACAUUCUAUCAAUUAAAAUUCAGACAUAAAUAAUCUGUUUUUUUAGAGCAAUACACAACAUCUACAACAACAGUUAGAACGCUGGCAGCAGACAAAUUGUGAUAACAUUAUAUUUGUUUUGUUGUUUCUUAUAUGUUUUAUAUUUGACAAAAUAUUACAUUUAAAGUAAUCUAAUGUUUUUAUUAUUCUGUUUUUCCAAGAUAAAAUUAACAAGAUUUUUAUUGUUACACUUCUUGCUUUGUGUUUAUUUACCUUCUGUCAUUAUUCCUGUUGGAAUAUGAAACGUGUUUGGAGUCAUUUUCCUUGUGUUGGCAACCAGAAAUGUUUAAUAUUUCAAAAUAGAUUAAUGUUGCCACCUACUGUUCAAAAAAAGAAGUGCGUCACUAAUUAAACAUUUGGCUUGGCUUUGUCCCUGAAAAUGUAUUUUUUGUGAUAAUCUACACAUUGCUACUACUAUCUUAUUUAUUAUUUAUUAAUUACCUGUUAUUAUUUAUUAUAAAAUAACACAUGCUGUAGUCUGCAUUCAAUUAAUUAAGAUGCAGAUUGAAGUAUACAUUUUUUAUAAUAUACUGUUUUCGUGAUAUUAUACAUUUUAGCUUUGCACACUGCAUUUGGUAGUUCAAAGUAGCUUUUAUAUAAAUUUCUUAUUUUACAAUUGACUGUGUUUCCCAUGAAUUUAUCCAAAAAUGCUAUAUAACAAAGGUGUCCAUUUUUAGCCCCCCUUCCCAAGUUGAUGUCCUCCAUUCUACGAUGCACCAUUUGAACAAUUAAUUAGACAAACAUAGCAUAACUGAUUUACUGCUGUGUAGUUGCUUGGAAUUAUAUGGAAUCGUGUGUCUCACCUGCUGCCUGAUUGUACCUGUCUGCAUUAGUUAUACAAGCAGAUUCAUCCAUUGAUUUAAUGUAUCUUCCAGGUUAUGCUCUCACAUGCACAAAAUGUAUGGCCUUGGGUGGAGAUUCCUGCACAGAAGGCCUCAAUGACACGUGCUCCUCUAACCAAGUCUGCAUGUCUGUCUAUACUGUUACUAUCUCAGGUAUGAUCUAUAUUUUGAUUUAUAUUUUUAUUUAUAGUUAGUUUUUUUUAUAUUUCAGAAAAAGUGACUAAUUGGGAUGAAAGCAAAAGUCAGUGCAAUAUAAAAACUGGGUUGGUUUUGUGAGUUAUUUAGUAUUAGAGGAAACUCAUCUCUCAAUAUUAUGUCUACAGAUCUCUGAUUAAAUACAAGAAAAAUUCAGAAACAUAUACAAUUCUAGUGUAUUGUAAACACAGACAACAACAAAGGAGGAAAUUUACACAAUUAAAUAAAGCAUUAUUAACUUUUUUUUCAUGAGAUGCUCUGUUAUCUUUUAAAUUAAAGAUUUAGCAAAUAAUUUAAUAAUCCAGUUCUCGACUAACUUUGCAAAUGAAGAGGGGAAAUGCAAACAUUGUCUAAUUUCUCCACUUCUCUCUGCUCUCUCUAUGGUGGCUGGCCGGUACGAAGGACAGAGCUUAUAACAAUGUAUGUCAGAGAGUUAAAAUGGAGACAACCAGAUACAGAAGUGUGAAUUUCUAUAUUUAAUUUUAUUUUUUACUCUUCGCAAAUACAUAUUUGUUAAAAAUAGGAAUAUGUAAAGAUAAGAUAAAAAAUAAUCCUGUUACGUAUAAGCUCCUUUUCAGUUUUACGUAAUAAUAAUAUUAUCAAAUUUACCAUGUCCAUUAUUGAUGAUAUUUUCUUGUGACAGUUUCCUUGCGAAGUCCAUUUUACUUACAUUUAAAGUGAUUCUCUUCCCUUAAAAUAACUUUAUUUCAGUAAAGUUCUUCUGAGGACUGGUGUCCUUGUACAAAGUCUUUAUACCAAAUGGUAUAAAAUUUAAGGCGCUACCAAUGGCACCUAUUCAUGAUUUCCUGUCUUUUCAAUAAUCGGCCGCCAUAUUGAGGAUAGAAUGAUUGAUUGAGACAAAUUGAUCACUGGUGAUUGGCUGUGAGUGUCAGGUGAUGCUCUCAGCCUUUCAUUGGCUGCCCAUAAUGAGCAACAGUAUGUAUUGUACAUAAGUUCCUGGGAGCACCUGAAGGUAAAACUUUGGCCAGAGACUCCAGCCCUCAAAAAAAUGAAAGAACAGUUUGUUUUGAGUAAAGGCGAUCCUUUCAACUUAACACAGAACACUAUGACCACUUAUUCUGCUCUCUUAUGAAGCUCUUACUGUCUCAUUUUAAACUAUUUAGCAAUUUAGCAACAAAUGGAUGAAAUCUGCUGUUUUAUAAACUUACCUUACAUAGUUAGUUCAAAUCAUGGGUUUAUGAAUAAAAUUAGAAGCAGGAUCACUCUGUAGAAAAUAGAAAUCUGAAAUACAUAUCCUACAAACCCACACGUGUAGAGAGUCAACUUGAAAAUAGUGGUGAACCAGGAUUGGAGAAGAAGGUUUAGCCUCAUACUGACUCAAGUAUCUCCUCUAACCCUUAACUCUAAUUAUUAGCACAAUGAAAACUAACUUUUUAUUUUGAUUUUAAUCUAUUGAAUUCAUUCAAUCCUUGCACCUCACACAGCCCACUUUCAUUUUCUAUUACAGGGCAAUAGAAUUCUGUUAUUAUGACAUAAAGAUUGCCCCAAGCACUAUAUGUACCUAAAUCAGUUUCAGCAAUUACACUAGUCAUACUCCUCCUGAAUCACAUUCAAGUAACAUCGACUCUGGGGAGUUUGUCGCUAGGUUCCCUUGAUUGGAAAUAUUGGAUAAGUUUUGUAUUGUUUCUGUAAAUGAAAAGGACUAAGACUAUUAUUAUGGGCUUAGGAUAUGAUUGUCAGAUAUUUAGAAAAACACUAAUUUGCUUUUAUUCUCUAUAUGUAGGGGGAAAGCCAGGAGAUUUUUUAAGCAGAUCAUGUGGUUUACAAAGUCAAUGCAACAGAGUUGGAAGCUUCAGUAUUCCUGGUAAAGUCAUCAAGAUGGGCAUCACUUGCUGUUCCACGGACUUCUGUGAGCCAAAGCUUGCAAACCGUAAGUGGAUGCAUUUACUCACCCGUUAAUACUCACCGGCUAAUUUAAAGAACUGAUGUUGGCCUGAUUAUCAUACAUUUAAAUCUCUAAUUACUGCAUUCCUACAUUUAAAUUAUAAACUUUUACAUUGUGGACAAUAAAGAUUGCACAAGUCUUAAAAACACAACAGUGCAUAAUAUUUCUAUCAACAGGUGCCCAUUGAUUGGCUAAUGGUCUCAGCCUAUCACCAGUUGACUGACAUAAUGUAUCACAGUGCAGAGAGCAACUUUGGAAUUAAACCAUUGCUUAAGUUAAGCAAGCACCUGAACACUCCUACCCUCGCAACAAAUCAGUCUCUUGAGGGACUAAGCUUUAUUUGCCCUUUUUUACAUUUUUGCUGUGUGUGUGUUCAUCCGCAAUUGUCAUCUUUUUCAUUUUUGCACCAACACAUAUUAUAUACUGUUUUUAAAAGGAGAAAAGAAGCUUUAAGUUGAUUGAUAUAUGCAUUUCAUUUAAAAAAAAAAAAAAAAAUACAAAAAAAAUAAAAACAAUUUGUUUGCAGGAUAAAACUUACCAGGAAAGGAUCUUAACAUGUAUAGCUUGGAGGAAAGACGAGACAGGGGGGAUAUGAUAGAAACAUUUAAAUACUUAAAGGGAAUCAACACAGUAAAGGAGGAGACUAUAUUUAAAAGAAGAAAAACUACCACAACAAGAGGACAUAGUCUUAAAUUAGAGGGACAAAGGAUUAAAAAUAAUAUCAGGAAGUAUUACUUUACUGAGAGGGUAGUGGAUGCAUUGAAUAGCCUUCCAGCUGAAGUGGUAGAGGUUAACACAGUGAAGGAGUUUAAGCAUGCGUGGGAUAGGCAUAAGGCUAUCCUAGCUAUAAGAUAAGGCCAGGGACUAAUGAGAGUAUUUAGAAAAUUGGGCAGACUAGAUGGGCCAAAUAAAACCAUUUGGCCCAUCUAGUCUGCCCAAUUUUCUAAAUACUUUCACUUUCUGUCGUCACACUCUAUGUUUCCAUGUUUCUGUACAAAACCUAGUAUUGUGUUCAGCUACAUCUUCGGAGUAGAGCUAGAACCCCAAUGUAUGCCAUAGACACUAUCCUGUGAAGCUACAAUUAGAAUUUUCAUAGAUGGAUUUGAUGGGUCUAUGAAUCAUUUUAGGGCAUUAUAGCAAUUUGGUUCUUCACAUUACCCCACAAAGGCAUACCAUUUGUGGAAGUAGACACUCCAGGAUACCUCAUUGUAUAUAUUGUGCCUUAACUUGCCACCAUUUUUUAUCAUUAAGGGGUUAAAGGAGUAUAAAUUAUUAUAGGUGUGUGCUCCUUUAUUAGUAUUCCUUGAAACGACUGACUGAAUAUGAAAUAACCGGAAUGUAUCGUAAUUCUUUAUUUUCCUUUUUACUUAAAGUGCCCAGUGACAAUACCCAAAAAAAUGGACUGAAGUGUGCGUCAUGUGAAACAGAUUCUGACCCUUGUAAAUCUGAUGAAAAGAUGGAAUGUAUGGGAACUGAAAACAAAUGUCUCACCCGAAUUUCAAAAACAACAGGUACACAUCACGCCCCCAUCAUCGAUUAUUUAUAUUUUAUUCACCUUGGGAUAAUGUAAAGUUUUGUUUGAGUUGUACAUGUCAGAGUGUCCAUGUCAGUGAUUGUUUGUUAAGAAAUUUCUUGAUUUCUUGUAUAAUGACUUUCAACAUUCAUUUCUUUUUCAGGAGGCUUCCCAGCUACAUCAUACACUUACGGUUGUACAACUAAAAGCAUUUGCGAUAUUCAAAACCAUACCAUAAGUUUUCCUACAUUCAGCAUCACAGGACAAUUUAUCUGCAACAGUGGACCAGCAAUCGUCUCUCAUGGCAGCUUUUUAAUUAUGCUUUCUGUUUUUGCACUGCUGAUAAAACUGAUUUAAAA
This is a messenger RNA of Pelobates cultripes (western spadefoot toad), 11007 nucleotides long. Lineage: Eukaryota; Metazoa; Chordata; Amphibia; Anura; Pelobatidae. The record is from the annotation of a GenBank genome assembly.